AUGGUAAAGAAAGUCUUCGACAGUCAAGAAAGAAAAUUCAAAAGCUUAGGAAAAGGAGUUUCUCAAACAUUAAGACAAGUUUUGCCGACUAUUUGUUCAAACUUCAAAAAUAGUGCAUUUAUUACUGUGUCACUUUUUGUUAGUUUCCGAUAUAUCGUGCUCUCACGGCCAUGUGUCGUAUGUAAAAAUGUCCUGAAGAUUUUCUGCGGCAGCACAUUAACUGAAAAAUCGCCGCUCGAAGUCUUAUGA
This is a messenger RNA of Lachancea sp. 'fantastica', 249 nucleotides long. The record is from the annotation of a GenBank genome assembly. NCBI's taxonomy places the organism in Eukaryota, Fungi, Ascomycota, Saccharomycetes, Saccharomycetales, Saccharomycetaceae.